Triticum dicoccoides is the source of this 1238-nucleotide messenger RNA. Its product is annotated as vesicle-associated protein 4-1-like. Gene Ontology annotation, cellular component: plasma membrane; endoplasmic reticulum membrane. The record is from RefSeq and is a predicted model, not a curated record. The coding region runs from base 236 to 925 and encodes 229 amino acids. Lineage: Eukaryota; Viridiplantae; Streptophyta; Magnoliopsida; Poales; Poaceae. The transcript is spliced from 7 exons. Gene Ontology annotation, biological process: endoplasmic reticulum membrane organization.
CUUGACUGCAGCUCUCCUCUCGUCCACCCCGCCCCAAUAAUAUUCUUCUUCCUCGACCUCCACUAGCCGCCCAACCACUCCAACCAAGGCGCACCGCACCAUCACACGCUCGACGGCUUCCGACGACGAGCGACGAUCCUCUGCUGGUGCUGGUGCUGCAGGGGGCUCCGCGCCGCGGCGGAGGGGCACGACCAGCAGCAAGAGGGGGGCGACGACGCGGCGGGAGCUGUGACACAUGCCUCUGUGGGGGACCGCGUCCGGCCCACCGCCGCCUCUGGCGGAGGGAGGAGGCGCGGAGGGGUCGGGCGGGUCGUCUGGUGCCGCGGCGAUACGGUCGCUGCUGCCUACCAGGCGGCGGCUGCGGCUUGACCCGCCAUCAAAGCUCUACUUCCCAUAUGAGCCUGGCAAGCAAGUCCGGAGCGCGGUGAAGAUCAAGAACAUCAGCAAGUCCCAUGUGGCGUUCAAGUUCCAAACAACAGCACCAAAGAGCUGCUUCAUGAGGCCUCCCGGCGGCAUACUUGCUCCAGGAGAAACCAUCAUAGCUACAGUGUUCAAGUUUGUGGAGCAUCCUGAGAACAACGAGAAGCCUUUAGAUCAGAAGUGCAAGGUCAAGUUCAAGAUUGUUAGCCUGAAAGUUAAAGGGCCUGUGGAGUAUGUUCCAGAAUUGUUCGAUGAGCAGAAAGAUCAGGUUGCAGUUGAACAAAUUCUGCGGGUUAUUUUCUUGGAUGCUGAGCGUCCUAGCGCACAACUGGACAGACUCAAGCGUCAGCUCGCUGAAGCUGAAGCAGCUCUUGAGGCACGCAAGAAGCCUCCAGAAGACACCAGUCCCCCUAUCGUUGGUGAAGGGCUUGUGAUCGAUGAAUGGAAGGAACGAAGAGAGAGAUAUCUUGCUCGUCAGCAGGUUGAAGAGGUUGAUUCGGUAUAAACACGGUGCCAAAAACUCUGCAAAACACCGGUUCCUGUCCAUGGUUUUAGCUCUCGCGAACUAAGAUGAGGCUUUGUGUAAUUAAGAUUUAGCUUCUUCCUCGGCCCUAUAUGUAGAUAGCCAGUCAGUGCUUGAUAAUAAUAUCCUCUGGGAUAAAUCUUGUACGUGGUGUUCUAGAUUUAGAUGUGUGAUUGUGUUACAUUUCCCACCGCUGUUUCAGUCAGUGCUGGUUCCAAUCAAUACCAAAUGUAAUUUUAUCAGAAAAAUCACUCUUCAAGGUGUUUAAUGGAAGUUCUCUGCUCAUGUUACACUA